CUUCAUCUUUUUUCCUUGCCACUGCUUCCCAGAGUGCUAGCCUUUUCUUAAUUGAAGCAGUGAAGAGUCCAUUUAGCAGGAAGGUUGGAGGAAACAGCCUGAAGACCAUUCAUCUAAAUCAUUCCACCGAUGAAAACAGUUGCUCACUACAUCUAUCAUAAUUUCUUCUCAGUGUCCUAUGAGAGAUUAGUUGCUAUAACUAUGCAGAUACACAUGUGCCUGGUAGAGCUAUGCAGACCUUCCCAUCUAGGGCAGUUGAACCAGGCCACUGAAAAAAACUGCUUUUUGCAGGUAUAAAUUAUGUACCAAAAGAAGUUAACAGAUGAAAAACCAUUUUUCUUUCUUUUUUUUUUUUCUUUUUUUCCCCCAGUUGCAGCAGUUUCAUAAAAUGUGAUGCCCCCUCUACCUUGCAGUGCUGUGCUGGCAAGCUUUUUUAAGAACAAGUGAGGCCAAAAUCCUCAUCUGGCUGCUUUGUUGCUCCCAUUGAUGCUCUUGUCCAGGACAGCACCUUGGCUCUGCAGCUGGUGAAGGUACUCGCGUCCGAGGGCAGAAGCUGCGUGAGUUUCCCCACCGGGGGAUGCGGGAGCUGCUCACCCCGGCUGUCUCCCCGGCGGCUUCCCUAAAGCACUGGUUCGUGCCGGCGGAGGUUGUACGAGCUGGAGUCGCUGCCCACGGCCUCUUCCUCGGACAAAACCGAAGUCUCUUGCCUUGGCUCGGUUUCCCUCUGGGCGCGGAGCUGCCGGCUGCAGCAGCUGCGUAGGAGGGAGUUACAGCGCGGGGGGGCUACGGCAGAUGCAGGCGGCUCUGGGUGACCUGGGUGGCUUCUGCCGGGGGCGAACCCCGCACACGGUGCACACGGACUGCACCGGGGGGGGCGCCGCUCCCCGGCCCGGUGCUCCCCAUCGCCGCCGCGCGGUGGCGCCAUCGGACCGGCGAGCGCUGCGGGUGCCCCGCACCGGGCAGCGCCCCCCCGCCCCGCCCCGGGCAGGGCGGUGGCACCGCCGGGGAGGGGGCGGCGUGCGCCCCCCGGGACGGGUACCGGGACGCGCUCCUCCCUGCGGCGCCACAGUGCUGCCCGGGGGGCUGCCGUCGGGGCGGGAGGAGGAGGGGCCCCGGCGGCGGCGGGCAGAGGCGCGCAUGGAGCGGCUGGGGAGCAACGGGAGCUGCCCGGGCUGCGGGCGGGACGGGGUUCCGUCGGCGCGGACCGCCACUGCCCUGGCGGCCGUGCUCAUCUUCACCAUCGUGGUGGACGUGCUGGGCAACGCGCUGGUCAUCCUCUCGGUGCUGAGGAACAAGAAGCUCCGCAACGCCGGCAACAUCUUUGUUGUGAGUUUGUCUGUCGCAGACCUCGUAGUUGCGGUUUACCCAUACCCUCUGAUCUUGAGCGCCAUUUUCCAUAAUGGAUGGACCAUGGGAAAUGUUCACUGCCAGAUAAGUGGGUUCCUGAUGGGCUUAAGUGUCAUCGGGUCCAUUUUCAACAUCACGGCAAUUGCAAUCAACCGCUACUGCUACAUCUGCCACAGCCUUCGGUACGAUAAGCUCUUCAACCUGAAGAACACCUGCUGCUAUCUCUGUGUGACCUGGAUACUCACAGUGGUGGCAAUUGUGCCAAACUUCUUUGUUGGCUCCUUGCAGUAUGACCCCCGGAUUUACUCCUGCACCUUUGCCCAGACGGUGAGUACAUCAUACACCAUCACAGUGGUGGUGGUUCACUUCAUCGUCCCACUCUCCAUAGUGACGUUUUGUUACCUAAGGAUCUGGAUUUUGGUGAUUCAGGUCAAACACCGGGUGAGACAAGACUGCAAGCAGAAGCUCAGAGCAGCUGACAUCCGGAAUUUCUUGACUAUGUUUGUUGUUUUUGUCCUUUUUGCUGUGUGCUGGGGACCGUUAAACUUUAUUGGCCUUGCUGUUUCAAUUAAUCCUUCAAAAGUGCAGCCACACAUUCCAGAAUGGCUUUUUGUCCUGAGUUAUUUUAUGGCCUAUUUUAACAGCUGCCUCAAUGCGGUGAUCUAUGGGCUUCUUAACCAGAAUUUCCGGAAGGAAUACAAAAGGAUCCUGCUGACACUCCGGACUCCCAGGAUGCUCUUCAUCGAUGUGUCCAAGGGUGGAACAGAAGGGAUGAAAAGCAAGCCAUCCCCAGCCGUAACAAACAACAACCAAGCUGAAAUACACUUAUGAGUCAGAACAGUACUAUUUAUUUUGGAAUACAGUAGUGUAUAUAAUAUAUAAAAGCCUUUCUGUGUGGGCAUUUCACAGCUGGUGUUGCUGCCUGUUGUGCAAGGAAGGAGUCUGCUACCUUUCAUGUUUAGCUUAUCGCUGUGACAUCAAGGCUUGAGUAAGGAUUUUCAGAAUGGAAAUUAUUGAUUUUUAUCUUUUCUUUUUCCUAUGCCAUCUUUCACCACGUGCCUAAUUAAUUAGUUUGGUUGCUUUUGCCACAAGCAUGCCGAUACCCUCAAAAAGGGAAUCGUUCAGAGUGCGUGGGGAAAUGCAGUUAUGCUUGAAAUGCAGCCUUCAAGAGCCAGCAAAAUCACCAUGUAUUGCGCUCAAAACUUUCUUCUUUCCCUCUGAAUUCUAAUUUUUUUUAGCAUUAAUGUAACCCAAACUAUAGCAAACAAAAUGGAAACUGCAUGACCUUUUAUGUUUUCACUUGGGUAACAGUAUUAGCCAGCAGGCAUACAUGUGGGCAUGGUGACUUCCACCGUUUGCGAGUUCAUUUUUCUUUUUCUUCUUCUUUUUAUUUUUCUUUUUUCUUGAGGUUUUGAAGCUAGCCUGGGCUAGAUGUGAGGCAGGCAAAAGCCAGACCCGGUGAAUGUCUGGUGCACUCAUUUUAAUUGAAUGUCUACAGAUAUUAAGUACCCUUGCACUUUCCUUCCCAGGCCAGGAGUAAGAGUAUAACAUAUGACAUAAUGUAAUUGCAGGAAGAUACUUGGAGCCUGAUUCUGAUUUAGGCAGUCUCCUGUCAUGGCCAGCAUUUGUUCCAAAUGUCUUUCAGAAGUCCCUGCUACAUGAACGUCAUAAAAAAAGAUGAACAUAGCAGAGUCCCAUCUGUUUAAUGCAGAUGCUGGCUUUUAAGUUCCAGUAAUAUUUACACUUGCAGACAAAGGGAGAAGGGGAAGAAGGUGUUUAUUCCAAGCAUCUCUCCUUUUGCCUACCACAUAACAUGAAUUUAGUGGGGGUGAGGGGCAAGUGGAUAAUUUUUAAAUUUUUUUUUAUUUUAUUCAUAUACAAACCUGUAAUUAAUUCGUGGAGCUGGGAAAGGAAAGCUACUUGAGCAUAUUUAUGCAUCAGUUUUCAGUUAAAACCUGAACUCUGUUAUCUUUGUCAUUGGAAAUGAUGUCCUGAAGUGCUGGGAAGGCCAGUAUCACAUCAGAGACAAGCACAUGGACUUUUUCCUUAACAGAGGGACAGGGUGGGGUUGACGGCAGCUGUCUGUAAAUAUGACUUGUUCUUUUUUUCCUUAGCUCCAUUGUGAAUUUGUCUCCUUAUGUUAUUAACUGUGUGGAUCCUUCUUUGAAACAGUCCCAUAAAAUCAACAGGUAAAACUCCCCUGGUGCAACUCUACCUUCAAGUGAGCAAACCUGGCCUGAUGCUGGUGUACGGAGAGGCCCAGCGGGAGCUGUGUGAUGGAGAGGAGCAGGUCUGAGCCCCAUGGGUCUGAGACCAGCAGUCAGCCCUGCUCCUGAUCAGAGAGUGCAGUCUUCUCUCUUUGAUCUUAUCCAAAGUAGGACUAGUUUCAGGGCUGAACCCUGAAACACUGAGAACCAGACUUUGCAAUAGCAUGUAGGUGCCUAGAGAUAGAGGUAUGUAGGAUUUACCAAAACCCUGAGCAGGCUAAGUGCCUAAUACUUAGUGAAGUUAACAAGCCAUUUGUGCAUCGCUUGCUGAAAGCCACUUGUUGCUGAGCAUCUCUUCUGCUGAUUUUUGUUGGGGGAAGUGGAGUUGAGAGAAAUUAAGCCCCUUUAUGAAGUGGACAUGGUGCGUUGCUUCAGUGUGGGCUGUGGUGUGCCUGCUGCCAUGUGCGGAAGGUUGUUGCAAUGCAGGGGGGGUCUCUGCACUUAUAGGGCACCCUGGCACUUUAUGAAGUUUCAAACUUGAACAUCUCAGCUAUUUCAGACGAUUAUUGUUUUAAAAUGCACUGCAGCCAGCCUCCCAUAAUAGGAAUCAAAAUGAGUUCUGUUUUGGCCUCUUAAUUUGCCUGAGCAUGGCCAAAUAGAGGUAUCUUGACCCUCAGAAAUAAUGUGGUCCGUUUGCCUUCCAGCAAAACCAGUGUGGAUGAAUUCACACCAUUCCAUGCAAACAAAAUCAUUUUGAGUCAAACUUGGAUAAGAAAAGCACUGAGUAAUCCAUAUCUGCAGAGACUGUUUGUCCUGUCAUGCCAAGGAGAUGUCCUGUGUUCUGUGAUUAGUCUUCAAAGCUGUUUGCAAUUAGCCACAACAGUGUUAGAAUCACGUUAACAAAUAUUUUUAAGCAUCUAGCGCCAAGCCAAAUAUACUCCUUUAAGACAAUCGUGAAGAAUCUUGUACAGGUUUGCCAAAUGUCUCAAAUACCCCACAACUGGGGUUUUAUCCUACGAAUUCUUGUCUUGUUAACUGAAUGUUCAGUGAAGGCAGUGUGGUAUUUUUUUUUUUUCUUUAAGCUUGUAUUUGCACUAUUUCUUAUUCAGGCUCCAAAGUAACAGCCAGCGAGUGUUUGAACCAAACCAAGUAAGCCAAAGAGGUCCUGAACAGGCAAGCCAUGGGAGUCUCUGCUAGCACCUGGUAGGAAGGGGAGCAGCAGGAGCGCGAUAGGGCACGUCCCCAGGACUCACAGAGAGUCACUGCUGGACCAGACUAUGCAAAGUGAGAGGGGGAUCUGCUUGUCUUCCGCUGCAAGGUCUUUGCAGGGGACAGGCUGGGUACCUGCUGUGCCGGGGUGGGUGCUGAGCAGCUCCCCGCCCGUGCAGACCUUGCCAGCACCCCGCAGGGUGGGGAUGGGUCUGCGAUGGGCUCCGUGCACGUGACAGCACGGAGAGCUUGCCCUAGCAUGACCUGUUCAGAACUGCUUUGGGUGUCCCAGUGUGAGGAAGGGCUGACCAAGGCUGAGCCCAGAACUGGCGUGAUUCAGCUGCUGCAGUCCUGCUGGAGCUGAGGUUUGCAAUAUGAAGCACAAAAAGCAGGGAACAUGGCUUCAAAAAGAGAACACUGUGCCAUUUGCUAGCACCUUGAUACGGAGACAGUGCUUAGGAUAAGAUUUUAUACUGACUUAUUUUAAAACUACCCAAGCAGCUCCUUAUUUAUAUUAAGAAAUGGUUAACAGGGUACAGAUAGUGUAUUGUGUUAACAUUUGUUUACAGAAAAAGUGAAGUGCAUCUUAAACUUGGAAUCCUGAGCAGUGUUAGGGUUUCCCUGUGGGAAUCUAGCUUUAAUCCCAAUUUGAGCUGCCAAGGAAAUCCCACAGUUUAAACCACACUCUGUCAAUUCCACCUGUGGUGUACCUACCUUAAAGUCUCGGAAAUAACACUGAGAUCUCCUAUAAACUGGUUUUAAAUCACUUGCUCUGGAUUUGACCUGGUGGUGUUGCAUAUCUAGUCUAGCUCUAAACUCAAAAAUUGUUGUACUGAACCUGAAUUUAUGGAAAGGCAGCAUUGCCAUGAAGGAAUAUGAAUCUCUUGCCACAAAGAAAUACUUCUGGAUGUUGCUAAUGAAUGUUAUUUAAUCUAUUUAAGAAGAAUGUAACCAUUAUAUUUAUAUAUAAAUAUAUAUUGCAUAUGCUGUUUCCAUUUUAUCAUUUGAUUAAGAAUCCUUCAGUAUUCUUCCCUCUUGCUAUUUUUGUUUAUAAAGUAGAUUCAUUCCCUUUGCCUGUUAAAACUGUAAUAAAUCUGCCAUUUGACUGCUUUUCAGGUUUUUUUUUCCACUUGCAGUUACUUUUUAAUAAAUAUUUGGAACACUA
Messenger RNA from Columba livia (rock pigeon), 5928 nucleotides. It is a transcript of the gene GPR50, whose product is annotated as G protein-coupled receptor 50. Lineage: Eukaryota; Metazoa; Chordata; Aves; Columbiformes; Columbidae. Gene Ontology annotation, molecular function: melatonin receptor activity. The transcript has 3 exons. Gene Ontology annotation, biological process: G protein-coupled receptor signaling pathway. The coding region runs from base 793 to 2178 and encodes 461 amino acids. The record is from RefSeq and is a predicted model, not a curated record. Gene Ontology annotation, cellular component: plasma membrane.